Molecule: messenger RNA, 2447 nt
Organism: Rhipicephalus microplus (southern cattle tick)
Lineage: Eukaryota; Metazoa; Arthropoda; Arachnida; Ixodida; Ixodidae
Product: ATP-binding cassette sub-family C member 2
Biological process (GO): transmembrane transport
Cellular component (GO): membrane
Molecular function (GO): ATP binding; ATP hydrolysis activity; ATPase-coupled transmembrane transporter activity
Source: RefSeq, a predicted model, not a curated record
UUCCAGCUGCGUCAAUUGUGCUUUUCAGAUACCAAUUAUCAUGGUUUCCUUGUGCACGGCCCUGCUUGGCGUCACCCAGAUCGUGGUUGCCCUCGAACGCCAGCUAGAGUACGCAGAACUUCCAGAUGAGGAGUACCCCGAUGUGCCAAAACACGGCAAACUCGUUCGUAGAGACGGCUCUGCCGAGGUCAAGACGUCCAUCCGUCCUGUGUGGCCAACUGAAGGGAGCAUCAGUUUCCAGGAUUUCUGCGCCUCGUACCAACCGUGCAAACUGGAUGACUGCCUCAGCCACAUAACCUUCACCGUCCUCCCGCGCGAAAAGGUGGGCAUUGUGGGUCGCACAGGUGCAGGCAAGUCCUCGCUGGUGCUGGCCCUGCUGCGUCUCAUCAGGGCUACCAGCGGUCGCAUUCUCGUCGACGGUGUUGACAUCGCGUCAGUACCAUUGUCCAGGCUUCGAACUGCCAUCACCGUCAUACCACAAGAUCCGUGCCUGGUGGACGGCACGCUACGCGCCAACCUGGACCCUCGCGAAAGCCACUCGGACGAGGAACUGCACCGAGUACUGCAGCAUACUCAUCUCGCAUCGUACGUGCAACGACAACCCGGUGGGCUUUGGCUACGCACGGGACCAGGCGGUGAGCACCUGAGGUACGUAUGCACCAACCACGUCCCGUCUGGUCGUGCCGCUACACUGUGGGGCACAGAGAUUAACGGCUACGUGGAUUUCCUGAAGAAUAAGGAAGCAGCACUAUCAGGGCUCGAUGACAUCAUUCUGGCGGCAACGGACGUAGAAGACAUAGACCAUGAAGUGGAAGCAGCAAACGAGCACAACGAAAAGAUUCUUUACGCGGUGUCACGGACCGAGUUCUGGCUACAGGAACGAGAGCUACAGUGUUUUCACGAACCUCAAACAAACACCAUGAUAUAUCAGUAUAGGACCAAGAUGUCUCCACAGGAAAGACGUGCCAUCAACCUAACCACGCAGUCUCUGGCAGCAGGAACUUGGAAGAGGCUGAGACGCCGGGCAAGCGGGUUGAUGCUCAUCACUGCCGUGAGUAUCGGCGUCAACGGCGCCAGCGUGUUGGUAACGCCGGACUUGAACAACUCGUCCCAGAGUCACGUUUCGGGCAACCACCACAACAUGCAUCCCGUCUUCGUAGUUCUGCACGGCGAGUACUUCAGCCUAACGCACGUCAAGAUUAGCCUCUGCCGCAUCAGCACUGGUUCCGGAGACGGCAAGGGGUGCGACAGCUGCGAAUCAACGGCCGUAGUGCGCAGGCACUCCCGGUUGCAAAGCAAGUGCACUUCAACACAUACUGCGCUCUCAAAAGCAGUGGUUAGACAGUUGUCACUUGUGGCCGCAAAUCAUAUCACCUUCGAACCACAUACUUGCUUCCAAGGCACCGUUUUUCGCGUGAGGCCAGACACAGCGAUUCGCCAGCAUCCCAGUGGAGUUAGAAACCACAAUCCAACCGUUCUCGUCGCUCGCCGUCUUCUCUGCGCCGUUCUUCUUCGCCACCAGGAAACUUACAUCCGCGGCCAAUGGAGUGUCGGCCAGAGGCAGCUGGUGUGUCUGGCACGCGCCUUGCUGCGGAGACCCAAGAUCCUGGUUCUGGAUGAGGCCACCUCGCAGAUGGAUGGCGAUACGGACAGGCUUAUCCAGGCGACGCUCAGGGAAAGCUUCGCCGCAAGCACCGUGCUUACGGUCGCACACAGGAUACACACAGUCCUCGACUACGACAAGUAAAUUCACCUGAUCUAUUCAUCAACUAUACCUGAAGACUACGUUUCCCCUCCGAGAUGCAGCAAUAACUUCCCAUUGGUGUAUGCAUGGGUGUCAAGGUCAUGUAUAUGGGAAUUCGAUUACACUACAGGGAUGAUUUCUACUUUACUACCACGUUCUUUAAUAUCAUUAUUGAUGCAAUUUGAUUCUUGCCAUUCAUAGGAUUCCGAUUACUGAAUUGGACAAGGAAAGCUGAACGCCAAGUGUGAAAGUCGGCGGAGAACAGCACUUUGCGAUAAGUAAUGGCGAGGAAACCUGGAGCCCUGUACAAAAAGAGUUCAACAUAAAUUGAGGACAACGCAAUCAGCAAUAAAAAGUAAAAUAUUAAAUGUCACCCUCAGAGACAGAGAGAGAACACAGUGGGUCAGAUAACAAACGGGCGUUGAGAAUAUCAUGAUUUAAAUUACAAAGAAAUGGACAUGGGCAGAGUACUGAGUGCAUAGGCAAUAUAACUACUGGUCAUUAGGUGUAACUUAGUGGGUUCCAAGGAAAGGCAAACGCAGGAAGGGGAGACAGAAAGUUAAGUGGGCCGAUGAGAUUAAAACGUUCGCAGGAUGAACGUGGCCGCAAAAAUCACAGGACCGGCUUGAUUGGCGGAACACAGGAUAGCACUUUGGCCUUCAUUGGGCUUAGUCAGGCUGAAGAUGACGGCGAUUUUCACGCA